AUGGAUUUUUUAAAGUCGGCUGUCGCAUCGGCAAUAGCAAAAGGAAGCUCUCUUCCCUUUUCGCUUGGAGACCGGGUGGAUGGAAACGACACGCUGUGGACACUGCAUAAUGCAACCAAACGGGACGACGGCUCUAAUUGCAGCGUGUUCACAUUCGACAUCAAUGCAAACAAGUCUCGACUUCCUCUGGCCAAGAAUGCGAUGCGCAAAUGCCGCACAUUGAGGCAUCCCGGCGUUCUGAAGGUGCUGGAUACAAUAGAGACUGAAUCACAUAUUUAUAUCGUCACCGAACGAGUCACGCCCCUUUCCUGGAAUGUGAAACGGAAAAGUAUCAGCGAAGAGACCGCCAAAUGGGGGAUCUAUACUGUUGCUUCUACGCUCAAAUUUAUCAACGAGGACGCUUCUUCUGUGCACGGCGCCGUUCGGGUUCCUUCCGUAUAUACAAGUGAAAGCGGAGAGUGGAAGCUGGGUGGGUUUGAUAUAUUAAGCUCUAUGAAUGAUGACGAGGCAAUUAUAUAUACAUAUGGCAGUCUCGUUCCAGACUCUGCACGUUAUACCCCUCCAGAGAUCAACAAAGGCGGCUGGGAGGCAAUUAAGCGAAACCCCUUGGCUGCAGUGGACUCAUUUGGCCUCGGGAUUCUGAUAUUCGAAGUUUUUAAUGGAAGUUUCGCCGGGGCAGAUCAGGUUGGAAAGACCACAAACGUGCCCCCUAGCAUGCACCAGAGUUAUCGAAGAUUAUGUGCGGCAAAUCCCAAGAUACGAAUCAGCGCUGCAAACUUUGUCGACCAGGGCAAGAAAAUUGGCGGGUUUUUUGAGACACCGCUGAUCCGGCUAACGGACGACGUCGAAAGCCUUGGACUGAAAAAUGAUUCUGAAAGAGAUGAAUUUCUCAAUCAAUUAAGCCAAGUAUCUGAAGACUUCCCGGAAGAGUUUUUCAAAAUGAAAGUGUUACCAGAGCUCUUGAAAUCGGUAGAAUUCGGUGGCGGCGGACCCAAAGUUCUCACUGCUGUUGUCAAAAUAGGCACAAAGCUCACUGACGAUGAAUAUGCAUCGCGGAUUACCCCAGUCCUUGUUCGACUAUUUGCCAACCCAGACCGUGCUUUGCGGGUCAGCUUGCUGGACAAUCUGCCCCUGAUGAUCGACCGCUUCUCGCAGAAGCUUGUCACGGACAAGAUCUUCCCACAGAUGACAUCUGGGUUCACCGACGUUGCCCCCGUUGUUCGAGAGCAGACCGUCAAGGCGGUCUUGACUGUUAUUGGUAAACUGUCUGAUAGAGUAAUCAACGGAGAGCUGCUUCGGUUCUUGGCUCGCACUGCAAAUGAUGAACAACCAGGUAUUCGUACCAACACGACAAUCUGCCUGGGCAAGAUUGCCAAAAACCUCUCACAAAACACACGGACAAAAGUGCUUAUUGCAGCGUUUUCGCGCUCUGUGCGAGACCCCUUUGUACAUGCGCGUAACGCCGGAUUACUCGCCUUUGCAGCGACGAUUGACAGCUAUUCAGAAGAUGAUUGUGCUAGCAAGGUCUUGCCGGCUUUGUGCCCUUCACUGCUAGACAGAGAGAAACUCGUGCGCGACCAAGCCAACAAGACCCUCGACUUGUUUCUACAGCGUGUUCGACAACAUGGCAGCACCUUGGCCGACUCUGUUCUGCCGCCCCCGAGCGAUACCUCUGCGGCGAACAAUACUAAUGCAGCUCGCAUUGGGACAUCGAAUGAUACGUCGUGGGCUGGAUGGGCCAUUUCUUCGUUUACCAACAAGCUCACGGCUGCCAACGGAGAAAUCCAACCCACCAGCAAUGGGAACGCAUUGACUGCUGCCGAAUUGGCGCGACCUUCAUCUGUACCUCAACCGGCCCAUGCUCCUGUAGCCGAAACCCUACAUUACACUCCUUCUAGCCUCAAGGUUGCGCACCCUCUUGUCCGGGCCUCCUCUGAAACCGCGGCCAAGGUGACGACGACGACGACGACGAUAGACGAUAUGGUAGAAGAAGAUUACGACGACGCCUGGGGUGCUGAUGCAUGGGACCAAGACGACGGACAAGCUGAAGACAAGGAUGACGAGGACGCAUUCUUCGACACACCAGCCAGCCCGGCGCCAGCUCCUGCACCAGCGCCUGCGGCAGUGCCCUAUGAUGACGGAGGCGAACCCGAUUUUGCCGGGUGGCUGGCGGCUCAGUCCAAAGCCAAGACCAAAAAGCCACUAUUAUCCAAGAACAAAACCUCUUCUGCUUCAGCGGAUCUUCCCAUACGGUCCACUGGCACUUCGAAAACGCCUGCGACGACGCGGGCCUCGAAACCAGCCAAGAUUAUAGACACGAAACCGAAAGAAGCUGAGGGUGAAGAAGAUGGCUGGGGCGACGCUUGGUAA
Molecule: messenger RNA, 2370 nt
Organism: Talaromyces rugulosus
Lineage: Eukaryota; Fungi; Ascomycota; Eurotiomycetes; Eurotiales; Trichocomaceae
Exons: 9
Coding region: 1-2370 (789 amino acids)
Biological process (GO): tRNA export from nucleus; protein phosphorylation
Cellular component (GO): cytoplasm
Molecular function (GO): protein kinase activity; ATP binding
Source: RefSeq, a predicted model, not a curated record